CUUCCUUCCCGUCCCUUCCCCUCCCCUCCCUCCCUCCCCUUCCCUUCCGUGGAUCUUGCGUGGAGCAGCAUUGCCCAGGACCUGCCAGCAUGCCUGCCUCCCGAGGGGGGCUCCUCCUGGGCUGCUUCUCUGCCUUGCUGCUCCUGGGACAAGGCAUGGAUCUCAGCGACUACAGCUACGUCCUGGAAGAGGAGGAAGAGCCCGAGCCCCUGGACUACAAGGACCCCUGCAAGGCUGCUGCCUUUUUUGGAGACAUUGCCUUGGAUGAGGAAGACCUCAAGAUGUUCCAGGUGGACAGGAUUGUGGAUCUUACGCGGCACACAAUUGAGAGAACUUCUACCAACUCUUCAGGGAACGGGUCCAACAGUACCAGCAUCAGAUCUGGAAGACAGCAGAGGAGGCGAUGGAAGCAGGACCGGGGACGGCCUCGGAGUCGCAGGGCCGCCACGUCUCGUGCGGAGCGGGUCUGGCCAGAUGGCGUCAUUCCUUAUGUGAUCAGUGGGAAUUUCAGUGGUAGCCAGCGAGCAAUCUUUCGACAAGCCAUGCGCCACUGGGAGAAGUACACCUGCGUCACCUUCUUGGAGCGGAACGAUGAAGAUAGCUACAUCGUUUUUACGUACCGGCCGUGCGGGUGCUGUUCCUAUGUGGGGCGCAGAGGUGGCGGCCCUCAGGCCAUCUCCAUUGGGAAAAACUGUGACAAAUUUGGAAUUGUGGUACAUGAGUUGGGCCAUGUCAUUGGUUUCUGGCAUGAACACACGCGCCCAGACCGGGAUGCCCACGUCUCCAUUAUCCGCGAACACAUCCAACCAGGGCAGGAGUAUAACUUCCUGAAGAUGGAGCCUGAAGAGGUGGAGUCUUUGGGCGAGACGUACGAUUUUGACAGCAUAAUGCACUACUCCAGGAACACUUUCUCCAAGGGAAUCUUCCUAGACACCAUCCUCCCCAAAUAUAAUGUGAAUGGGAUGCAGCCUUCCAUUGGCCAACGAACCCGACUAAGCAAAGGAGAUAUCGCUCAAGCACGCAAGCUGUAUAAAUGCCCUGCUUGUGGAGAGACCCUACAAGACAGUCAAGGGAACUUCUCCUCCCCUCAGUUUCCCAAUGGAUAUUCUGCACACAUGCACUGUAUCUGGAGAAUAUCCGUCACCCCAGGGGAAAAGAUCAUUCUGAACUUUACAUCCCUGGAUUUGUACCGAAGUCGGCUAUGCUGGUAUGACUACGUGGAGGUGAGAGACGGGUUCUGGAGGAAAGCAACUCUCCGAGGUAGAUUCUGUGGGAAUAAACUCCCAGAACCCAUCCACUCGACUGACAGCCGUCUCUGGAUCGAAUUUCGCAGUAGCAGCAACUGGGUUGGCAAAGGCUUCUAUGCAGUUUAUGAAGCCAUCUGUGGGGGAGAUGUGAAGAAAGACAAUGGGCACAUACAGUCUCCCAACUAUCCCGAUGACUACCGGCCCAAUAAAUUGUGCAUCUGGAAGGUCACUGUCUCAGAAGGAUACCAUGUGGGCCUCUCCUUCCUAUCCUUUGAGAUUGAGCGUCACGACAGCUGUGCUUACGACUAUUUGGAGAUCCGGGAUGGUAACACUGAGUCGGGCGAACUGAUCGGAAGGUACUGCGGUUACGAUAAGCCCGAUGACAUCAAAAGCACCUCCAACAAGUUGUGGAUGAAGUUUGUCUCAGAUGGGUCCAUCAACAAGGCUGGCUUUGCGGUCAACUUCUUCAAAGAAGUGGACGAGUGCUCAAGACCAAACAACGGCGGGUGUGAGCAACGUUGUGUGAAUACCCUGGGCAGCUACAAAUGUGCCUGUGACCCAGGCUAUGAAUUGGCCUCGGACAAACGCAGGUGUGAAGCUGCCUGUGGUGGGUUCCUCACCAAACUCAAUGGCUCCAUCACAAGCCCUGGAUGGCCAAAGGAAUACCCACCCAACAAGAACUGUAUCUGGCAGCUUGUGGCACCCACCCAGUAUCGCAUAUCUCUGCAAUUUGACUUCUUUGAGACAGAGGGCAAUGAUGUGUGCAAGUAUGACUUCGUAGAAGUGCGCAGCGGCCUCACAGCCGAGGCCAAAUUGCACGGCAAGUUUUGCGGGGCGGAAAAGCCCGACGUGAUCACCUCCCAGUACAACAACAUGCGCAUUGAGUUCAAGUCUGACAACACUGUCUCCAAGAAGGGCUUCAAGGCUCAUUUUUUCUCAGACAAAGAUGAAUGUUCGAAGGAUAAUGGUGGAUGCCAACAUGAGUGCCUGAACACAUUCGGCAGCUACGAGUGCCAGUGCCGCAGUGGUUUUGUGCUCCACGACAACAAGCACGACUGCAAAGAAGCUGGCUGUGAUCACAAGAUGACAUCCAUCAGCGCUACCAUCACCAGCCCAAACUGGCCAGAUAAAUACCCAAGCAAGAAAGAGUGCACCUGGGCAAUAACAACUACGCCGGGACACCGUGUCAAACUGACCAUCAAGGAGUUGGAUAUUGAAGGACACCAAGAAUGCACUUACGACCACCUGGAGGUUUACAACGGCAAAGAUACCAAAGCUCCCGUCUUGGGUCGAUUCUGUGGAUCGAAAAAACCAGAGCCCAUCAUCUCUUCCAGCAAUAGGAUGUUCCUCAAGUUCUUCUCCGAUAACUCCGUCCAAAAGAAAGGCUUUGAGGCAACCUACACAUCGGAAUGUGGAGGCCAGAUGCGAGCCGAAGUGAAAACCAAGGAUCUUUACUCGCACGCCCAGUUUGGAGAUAACAACUACCCUGGAGGCUCAGACUGUGAAUGGGUGAUUGUGGCUGAGGAAGGCUAUGGCGUUGAGCUGAUCUUCCAGACAUUUGAGAUCGAGGAAGAGGCAGAUUGUGGUUAUGACUACAUGGAAUUGUUUGAUGGCUACGAUGGGACAGCCCCACGUCUGGGACGCUAUUGUGGCUCUGGACCUCCAGAAGAGGUCUAUUCUGCUGGCGACUCCGUGAUGGUAAGAUUCCACUCUGACGACACCAUCAACAAGAAGGGUUUCCAUUUACGAUACACCAGCACCAAAUUCCAAGAUACGCUGCAUACACGGAAGUGACCCCCGGCUGCCUGACCCCCUGCGACGGAGAACAGGCCUUCCAUUCCUGGAGGGACAGAUCUCUGCUGUUCACAAAACCAACGUAAAGACACCCGUGGAGAAGAUUCAGAUAGACUGGAAGGAGAAAAUACACAGUACACCUCAGAGUAUGAAACACUCACACAGAAAUAAAGGUGCUGCCAGCCACUCUUACGGACUCGGCUUGGGGAAGUGGGGGAAUUCCUUUCAUUUAAAAAGAAAAAUGUCAAUUUCUGUGCCUCUUUUGUUUCUUGAGCAGAGUGUCUUCGGGACUAACCACUUUGCAGCUUCCAUUUACCAUUUGAUUUUUUUUUUUUUCCCUUUUUCCCCCCCAAUUCUGGAGGUUAUGGUUUAAAAUAAUGCUGGGAGAUCCAACUCGUGGCAGACGUUUUCCAUCAUAGACGCCAUAAAGCAAGGUUGCCAGCGUAGGUUUCUGAAUAUACAGACCCAAACACAGUGGAGAGACUGCCAUGUUUGCAGAAGCUGUCUGUCUGUUGUAAUGAUGUAAUAAAUACACUUUCUUGUACUUCUAAAGAAAUGCCCAUCAGCCUCUUUAAACCUUUACCAUUUCCAAGUUGUUGUUGUUGUUGUUCUUUUUUUAAUUCUUCCGUUUCCAAGAAAAAAAAUGUAACUUGAAGAAUUCCUUGCUCCUUCAUUAACUUUUUUAAAAAUAAUUUUUAAAUUAAAAUUUGAAUUGGAACAAAAGCAAAAA
Sceloporus undulatus (fence lizard) is the source of this 3771-nucleotide messenger RNA. RefSeq names its product bone morphogenetic protein 1 (gene BMP1). Gene Ontology annotation, molecular function: metalloendopeptidase activity; zinc ion binding; calcium ion binding. Gene Ontology annotation, biological process: proteolysis. The record is from RefSeq and is a predicted model, not a curated record. NCBI's taxonomy places the organism in Eukaryota, Metazoa, Chordata, Lepidosauria, Squamata, Phrynosomatidae. The transcript is spliced from 21 exons. The coding region runs from base 90 to 3041 and encodes 983 amino acids.